AAAGGAAUGUCUUAUUCCCUUUGGCUUACUAGUUUUCUAGGAGUUUGGUAUAACUCGCUAGCUUUGGAUUCCAUAUCUUUAUGACUUAGGUUAUAAAUCAAUGGAUCUUACAGCGAAAAAAAUAUUCUCUUAUACACAAACCAAUAACCACAGAUAUAUUAUCAUCUAUUAUAUUUUUUUGGUCGGGGUCCACUCCCCCAUGUAAUCCCACUAUCAAAAGUUCGAGUCGUGUUUGAGACUUUGAAUAGCCUACGAAGGUAGCACACCAACUUGCCCAAGUGGUUCUCGACGGCGUACUAGAAGUUUAAAACCACACCAACAACUCAAAAUAAUCCAAACUCUCCAAUAACAAGAAAAAUAAUAAUGGAAGAGAGAAAAGAAAAGAGAAUAAUCAUGUUCCCUUUACCAUUUCCAGGACACUUCAACCCGUUGGUCCAACUGGCCAGAAUAUUUCACCACCGCGGCUUCUCCAUCACGAUCAUCCACACCUCUUUCAACUUCCCUGAUCCUACUCACUACCCAAACUUCACUUUUCGAACCAUACAUCACCACAACGAAGGAGAAGAAGAAGAAGACCCUCUAUCUAAACCGGGUGCUUCAGGUAUGGACCUCGUCACAUUCAUUCGUCAGCUGAGAGAAGGUUACGCGAACCCGUUUCGUGAGUCUCUGAAGGCGGAAGUAGGUGGAGGAGAGAGGGCGUGUUGUCUGGUGUCUGACGUUGUUUGGGGUAGGACCACGGAGGUUGCAGCGGAAGAGGUUGGGAUUAGAAGGAUGGUGUUAACCACAAGUGGUGUGGCGUCUUUUUGUGCUUUUGCCGCUUACCCUUUCCUUAGAGAUAAGCAUUACCUCCCUAUACAAGAUUCUAGAUUGGAUGAGCUAGUGACGGAGCUUCCACCUUUGAGAGUGAAGGAUCUUCCAGUCAUGGAAACGAAUGAGCCGGAGGAACUAUACCGGGUAGUUAACAACAUGGUGGAAGGAGCCAAGUCUUCUUCAGGAAUCAUAUGGAACACAUUCGAAGAUCUUGAAAGAAUCGUACUCAUGAAUUUUAGUACCGAGUUUCAAGUUCCCGUCUUUCCCGUCGGACCGUUUUACAAACAUAGCGAAAAUAUUUUACCGACGACAAAGAACAAAGAAGACCAUGUAACAACUGAUUGGCUCAACAAGCAAGACCCGCGGACUGUGGUAUAUGUGAGUUUUGGAAGCCUUGCGGAUAUAGAGGAGAAGGAGUUUCUUGAGAUUGCUUGGGGUUUAAGAAAUACUAAACAGCCGUUCUUGUGGGUGGUUAGGCCGGGGAUGGUCCAAGGGACUGAAUGGCUCGAGUCAUUGCCUUGUGGGUUUUUGGAAAACAUUGGUCAGAAGGGGAAAAUUGUGAAAUGGGUGAAUCAGUUAGAAGUAUUAGCGCAUCCUGCAGUAGGAGCGUUUUGGACACAUUGUGGAUGGAACUCAACGCUGGAGAGCAUAUGUGAAGGUGUUCCAAUGAUAUGUACGCCAUGUUUUACAGACCAGCGUGUGAACGCGAGGUACAUUGUUGAUGUGUGGCAGCUUGGGAUGAUGUUAGAGAGAAGUAAGUUGGAUAGGAAGGACAUUGAGAAGUUAUUAAGAAAGGAAAUGGGAGAGGAAAUGAGAGAGAGUUGCUUGAAGUGGAAAGAUAGAGCUAAUGUUUGCUUAAGUAAAGAUGGGUCUUCUUCCAAGUACUUAGAAAAACUUGUGAGUCAUGUCAUGUCUUUUGACUCAUAUGCUUUUGCAAGUUAAAAGCUUUUACAAACGAGCAAUGUUUUAUAAAAUUUAUCAAACCAACUUUUGCAUGUUUUAUUUACUCUUAAAAUUGUAAUAUUGGUUGUUUUGUUAUAUAUAUAUCAACAAAAAAAUAAAAAUUAGACUGA
This is a messenger RNA of Brassica napus (rape), 1883 nucleotides long. RefSeq names its product UDP-glycosyltransferase 76F1-like. Bases 364 to 1752 code for a protein of 462 amino acids. Gene Ontology annotation, molecular function: UDP-glycosyltransferase activity. The record is from RefSeq and is a predicted model, not a curated record. The transcript has 2 exons. Lineage: Eukaryota; Viridiplantae; Streptophyta; Magnoliopsida; Brassicales; Brassicaceae.